Halichondria panicea is the source of this 891-nucleotide messenger RNA. RefSeq lists its product as uncharacterized. Lineage: Eukaryota; Metazoa; Porifera; Demospongiae; Suberitida; Halichondriidae. The transcript has a single exon. The coding region runs from base 1 to 891 and encodes 296 amino acids. The record is from RefSeq and is a predicted model, not a curated record.
AUGGAACGGUGGAACCAUAGAACUGUGGAACCAUGGAACGAUGGAACGAUGGAACCAUGGAACUGUGGAACCAUGGAACUAUGGAACCAUGGAACGGUGGAACGAUGGAACCAUGGAACUGUGGAACCAUGGAACUGUGGAACCAUGGAACUAUGGAACGAUGGAACCAUGGAACUGUGGAACCAUGGAACUGUGGAACCAUGGAACUAUGGAACCAUGGAACUGUGGAACCAUGGAACUAUGGAACCAUGGAACGGUGGAACGGUGGAACCAUGGAACUGUGGAACCAUGGAACUGUGGAACCAUGGAACUGUGGAACCAUGGAACUAUGGAACCAUGGAACGGUGGAACGGUGGAACCAUGGAACUGUGGAACCAUGGAACUAUGGAACCAUGGAACGGUGGAACCAUGGAACUGUGGAACCAUGGAACUGUGGAACCAUGGAACUGUGGAACCAUGGAACGGUGGAACGGUGGAACCAUGGAACUGUGGAACCAUGGAACCAUGGAACUAUGGAACCAUGGAACGGUAGAAUCAUGGAACUGUGGAACCAUGGAACUGUGGAACCAUGGAACUAUGGAACGGUGGAACCAUGGAACUGUGGAACCAUGGAACUGUGGAACCAUGGAACUAUGGAACUGUGGAACUGUGGAACUAUGGAACCAUGGAACGGUGGACGGUGGAACCAUGGAACGGUGGAACCAUGGAACUGUGGAACCAUGGAACUGUGGAACCAUGGAACCAUGGAACGGUGGAACCAUGGAACUGUGGAACCAUGGAACUAUGGAACGGUGGAACAGUGAAACCAUAAAACUGUGGAACCAUGGAACUGUGGAACUGUGGAACCAUGGAACCAUGGAACUAUGGAACCAUGGAACGGUGGAACGGUGA